Molecule: messenger RNA, 518 nt
Organism: Cetraspora pellucida
Lineage: Eukaryota; Fungi; Glomeromycota; Glomeromycetes; Diversisporales; Gigasporaceae
Source: the annotation of a GenBank genome assembly
AUGUUUUUAGGUACUCCAAAAUUCAAUAAAAAAUUAAUAUUCAAAAAUCCCUCAAACCUAUAUGAAAACUUUUGCAAUGCAUAUGCGUAUUAUUUGGCCAUUUCUAUAGGAACCCCAUCUUCUAAAAAACAAGAUAUUUUUAUAAAAGCUCAAGAAGGGUGGAAGACUAUACGAAAUUUGAAUGAAGAAACUAUACAAAAUAAAAUAAAUAAUUAUUUACAAACACCUUUAAAACCUAUUCAAUAUACUUCUUUUAUGCCUACUUUAGUUAUAUCAAAUAAAAUUACUAAACAAGAAUGUAUUGAAAAACAGCUUAAUAAAUUAAAUGAGUUGCAAAAAUUAAAAAAACAUGCUGCUGCACAAGUCAAAAGUCAAGCAAAAAAACGUGAAGCUUUAAAAACCAGAAGAGAAGCUAUUAGAUACGAUUCACUUGGGCAUCCCUUUUUUCUUCUUCUAAAUCCUGAUCUUCCUGAGCAGAUGCAUUCAUAUAUCAAGUUUGGUAUUGCUGCCAAAAAAAG